UCAACAUCUCUACCAUGUCCGCAAUCGUUGAAGACAUGUACUUGCUUUCUUCAUCCAUGAAAAUGGAAAAACAAUUCCGCAAACGCCAUCACUCGGAUUCUUCCGAUGACGAUUCUUCAAGCCCGAAGUCGGCUUCUCCAUCCAUGGAUGAUGACCGUCGUGCACAUCACAACGAACUUGAACGCAGAAGACGUGACCAUAUCAAAGAUCACUUCACCAUUCUUAAGGAUGCCAUUCCACUGCUUGAUGGGGAGAAAUCGUCGCGAGCCCUGAUCCUGAAACGAGCAGUUGAGUUCAUCCAUGUCAUGCAAACUAAGCUCAGUAGUCAAGGAAAAGCCAUUGAAGAUCUCACAAGGAAAAACGAGCUUCUUGAGGAAAGGCUGCUCGAACGCGAGUCUUCCGGUUCUCCAUCUUCCUCUCGGCUUCCAGCUCUUGCUGUUAGCUCAAGCCAAAUGCAGCUCACCAUGCCAAUUAUCCCACAGAUGCAAAACAUUGCACAGCUGUCUCAAUACCCACAACAAGCAAAUAUAAUUGCUCAAUCCACAAACCCAGCUCAAUUAGAUGGGCUUAUUGCUCUUAACAAUGAUGCCAUCUUGGCUUUACUCGGAAGCUUUCAAAGCGUGAGCCCAUCGCUUUUGGAUUCUGCACCUGGUACUCCACCUUCUGGCUUUUAUCCUUGUGCAUUUUCUCCGGUUGAUCAACAAAUGGCAGUGAAAAUCUAAAAACCUUCAAAAAGGCUUUUUUAUUUCUUAGAUACCCCCACCCUUCGAAUUCUCUAAUAUUUUUUGAUCUCAUUUACUCGGUCGUCAUGAACCCUUCUUCGGACAUUCCAAACAUCCAUUCGGUUUCUCCGGACAUACAUGGGUUUCACGUGUACUUUAAGAAUUGCCUGCUUGAUCUGACAAUAUAUUAUUUCAGUUUUUUUUACUCACUGAUUUGUUCCAGUUAUGAUAUCUUAUUUAUUGAUAAUGCCGAUAAUAAAUACUGAUAAUAAAUAUUUAUAUCAAC
Messenger RNA from Caenorhabditis elegans, 1008 nucleotides. It is a transcript of the gene mxl-3, whose product is annotated as Protein mxl-3. Gene Ontology annotation, molecular function: protein dimerization activity. The coding region runs from base 15 to 722 and encodes 235 amino acids. The transcript is spliced from 4 exons. The record is from RefSeq and is marked reviewed. Gene Ontology annotation, cellular component: nucleus; cytoplasm. Lineage: Eukaryota; Metazoa; Nematoda; Chromadorea; Rhabditida; Rhabditidae.